CUGUGCUAUAUGUGCUGCAGGUGGGUAGACAGAGGAGGAGAGGAUCUGUGUGGACAUUUUGGAGAGCCAGCUUAUGGACACCCGCAUGCAGAUGAGCAGUGUCUGUUACAGCCCUGACUUUGAGAAACUGAAGCCAGAGUUCUUGAAGGGCCUCCCAGAACAGUUGAUGCUUUACUCUGAGUUCCUAGGGAAGUGGCCAUGGUUUGCAGGGGACAAGAUCACCUUUGCAGAUUUCCGUGUCUAUGAUGUCCUUGACCAGCACCGAAUGUUUGAGCCCACAUGCCUGGACGCUUUUGCAAACCUGAAGGGCUUUGUGGCCCGCUUUGAGGGCCUGCCGAAGAUCUCUGCCUAUAUGAAGACCAGCCGCUUCCUCCCAAGUCCUGUGUACUUAAAACAGGCCAUGUGGGGCAACAAGUAGCCGAGAGUGCACCUGCAGUCCUGGACUUUGAACCGCACUUGGCUCCUGCUUUCCCCUCUGCAUCAGUCUUCUCCUUCCACUUCCUCCUCUCUCAGGGUCGCUGUCUCCCCUCCACCCACUAUUUACAGCAAACCUUCCAUAAGUCCAGCUCUUCACUUCUUUGGUUCUUUCCUUCUCUUAGUUGUUUCUGUCCUGUUUCCUAGCAGAUGGCGGUAUGCUUGAGCAGCUUAAUUGACCUUAUAACCCUCGCCCCCCCCCCCCAAUUGCCUGAGCGAUCAGGGUCAUCUGAGCCCCUAGUAAAGUCUGAACUGCA
Molecule: messenger RNA, 731 nt
Organism: Psammomys obesus (fat sand rat)
Lineage: Eukaryota; Metazoa; Chordata; Mammalia; Rodentia; Muridae
Product: glutathione S-transferase Mu 6-like
Exons: 4
Coding region: 74-418 (114 amino acids)
Biological process (GO): glutathione metabolic process
Molecular function (GO): glutathione transferase activity
Source: RefSeq, a predicted model, not a curated record